AUGAAGAUCAUUCUAAGUCAGAUAAGGAUACUGAAUAUUGCGAUAUUCACGGAGAUAUCGAAAGUGGAAGAUAAAAGAUCAAAAAAUGCAGUUAACAACCAAAAAUUUGCAACGAUGAAAAGAAGCAUUAAAAACAUUUUAACAGAAAUCAGGGAUAAAGGUUUUAAGGCGAAUAUAUCUUCAGAACACUUCAAACCACAGGACAAUGCUGAAACUGCACAAGGAUCGAUUGAAUUAACUCCUGACAGUAUGGAGGUCCUUUCCCCUAUAUCCUCACAAAAUCAAAGAACAGCAAUGAAUUAUACCAGCACCGAAAGUUACUCAAACGGCCAAGAACUGACUGAUAUAAUAUCAACAAAUACAACAGAAGACAACAUCCUAGAAUCGUUAUCAGGUAAAAAUGGUUUUCAUAAAAGAGAUGAAAAUCAUCUGAUAGAUAUACCUGAUGAUGUUGUAAGAACAUAUGAAGGUAAACAGUUUCCAAAUCUAGUGGAUACCGAAAUUAAAUCUGACACAAGUGUUGUAAACAAUGACCAUGCACAAUUGAACGAAACUAAUGACGAUACCUCAAAGUUAUUGUCUGAGCUUAAGGAACAAUUGUUUGGCGAGAAAGAAGUAGCAAAUGGUAAAAGUCAAGAUAUGAGUGCAAUGUUUAGCGAUAGAAAUGAUGCAGAUACGACUUCAAAACAUACUGAAAGCCAAAGUAGUUUUAGCAGUUACCAACAGUUAUCAGGAGGUCAAGAUGAAAGAGACAUUGCAAGCACAAAACUUGUGGAUUUCUCAGAUAACUUUGAAGACGACUUAAAUAUGAUGACAGAAAGUAUAAUAAGAUUAAAUGUAUUGAAAAGCAAUCAAGCCGUGGGAUGUGAGAGACACGAAGAAGUUAGGGGAAGUUUUCCUCAUCAAAUAAGCAAAAAUAAACUCGAUCCGACUGAAGUCAUAAAAAAUGAGACUAACUCGGAAGGGCAGACUGAUCAUAGUCCGGAAAUUGAAAACAAUAAAAGCAGCGAUGAACGCAAAGGCAGAAUAUGUAAAGUAUCUUCUAAUGGAGACGAGUAUGACAGCCAUGUCAAUGUUCCAGAUCCUUUCAUUCCAAUAGAAAAGUACUGUGAGAUUUUGGAUGAACCCUCGGCAAUCAAUGAUUGGAAGACUAACAAAAUUAAACUUGAUGGAGAAGACGAUGAAACGUCUAAAAAAAUGCAAGAAAAUGGUAUCGUUUUUGAAAGUACCCAGCAAGCUUUAGAGGAAAAAGACAUGAAAAAUACUCAGAAAUUGCAUGAAAUGACACACCAUUCCUUAGAAAACAACGGUGAUUACACUGGUGAGAAAAUAAGAAACAAUGAUAGUCCUGAUAAAACACACAUUGCUAUAUCUGUUCGCAGUGAAAUGGUAGAUAUUUUGUGUCCUGAUUAUACAGAACAUAUUCAGGAAGAUACUAAAGAGGACCCGAAACAUAAAGUAGAAACGAAACUGAACAAAAUGCAAACGAGUGCACCAACAUUUGAACAUAUCUUUGUAAAUUCUACAGCAGCUGCCAAAAAUGAGGAUAGUGACAGAACCUGUCUUGGGGUCAAAAAUGAGAAGGAAAAACAAGGAAAAAAGAGAAUGACAUUAUUUCCUUUCACUUUAAGAGGUAAAAAAGUCAAACAUGAAGUUUCCUCAUUGUUUCCUGACAAUGAUACUGGCGAAGUUGUGUUAUCAAAGUACACCAACACUCAAACUGAAUUGAGUAUUAGCCUUCAAGGAACCCAAUCCAAACGUAGAAGUAUGUUAACAAGUUUUAAAAAAGUAAAUGAACAAAGCAUGAUCGAUUUCGGCAAGAGAUGUAAAGAUUGCUUAUCCAGGCCACUUGAAAACAUGAAUGAUGAGGAAAUACGAUGUUUGAACUGUUUUAAAUUUGAAUGUUUACUUUGUGCCAUACAAUGUUCAUGUGGCAAUACAUGCUACUGCAAUAUGAUUGCUCAAACCAUUGAAGAAAAAAUGGAAAGAACGAAAAAGAUUUUAAGGGAAUCAAUAAAUGAACGUCUACCGAUUGAAGAUACAAUUUACAUCGUCUCGACUCACUGUUACAGCCUUCAUAAUGGAAAAACUACAUUAACAUUGGAAAUGAGAUUAUCAAAACAUUAUGAAGUGCAGAAUGAAAAUAAACGGGAAAACUUCAUAAAGGUUUUGGUUUUGGACUAUGAGGAUCCUUCUUCAAGGAAGUUCCUACGCAGUCGGCAGGCAGUAUGUGUCGCUUUGAAAACAGUUGUUGAUGAAAAGAUCAUUGGACUGUAUAGCAAGGACACAACGGCAAGACAAGAGAGAUUUAUAAGCCCUUUAAUCAAAUACCUAGGUAGUAGAGAUAUACAGGUACAGAAAGUUGAUGAGUUUUCUGGAAAACUUGGGAAAAAGGACGCUCAACUGAUUGUCGUCUGUUUAGUUCAUUCAAGAGCUAUGUCAGAUGUGAAUGCUGCAUUAUGUGAAAUUGAAGAAAGAUUUUACAAGCAUAUCAUACUGGUCCUUUUACAUUUCAAACAAUCAGAUCAAAGAAAAUGUGCACCUGAAGUGAAGUCGAAUAUACGCUUUUCAGAAAUGGAUAUCAUUGACCUUUUCCAGCAACCUGAAAGUGACAAUAUAGUCGAUGUUUACAAGAAAAUAAUAGAUGCUAUUAAUUCUUUUAAAUAAUACAUGUAUUUUAUGAUAAAAGGUAAUGUGAAUGUUUCCGUUGAGACUUUUUCGUAUUUGUAUUCAUGGUUUGGCUUGUGUUUUCUGCUUGUCUAAGAAAGAUAUACAAUUAUAUUAACUGAUUUAUAUUGAUUUUUUUGCAAAUGUAUAUAACAUGUACGAGAGAGAGAGAGAGA
Messenger RNA from Ruditapes philippinarum (Manila clam), 2843 nucleotides. RefSeq lists its product as uncharacterized. The transcript has 4 exons. The record is from RefSeq and is a predicted model, not a curated record. The coding region runs from base 1 to 2667 and encodes 888 amino acids. Lineage: Eukaryota; Metazoa; Mollusca; Bivalvia; Venerida; Veneridae.